Heterostelium album PN500 is the source of this 696-nucleotide messenger RNA. RefSeq lists its product as uncharacterized. Lineage: Eukaryota; Evosea; Eumycetozoa; Acytosteliales; Acytosteliaceae. The coding region runs from base 1 to 696 and encodes 231 amino acids. The transcript has 4 exons. The record is from RefSeq and is a predicted model, not a curated record. Gene Ontology annotation, molecular function: hydrolase activity.
AUGGUAAAAGUUUACUGUGUAUCUGAUAUUCAUACAGAUUUUAAAGCAAAUAUGGCUUAUAUUCAAACCUUGCCUGUGGAGAGUGAUAGUAUUCUCAUUGUUUGUGGUGAUAUCUCUGACAAUAUCAAAGUGAUAGAAGACACACUCAAUUUACUCAAUAUCAAAUACCCUACAGGUGUAUUCUUCAUACCAGGUAAUCAUGAACUAUGGUGUGGUAGAUCUGAUCAAUGUACCAGCUCAAUGGAAAAGUUGGAAGUGAUUUAUGAGAUUUGUAAAAAGACUGGUACUUUUAUUAAUCCUACUAAAAUUAAUAAUGAUUUGGCAAUUUUCCCAAUGUUAGGAUGGUAUCAUCCUUCUUUCGAUGAAGACUGGUGUAAAUUGAAUGAUGAACUAAAGGUGGCUACCUACGAUGGAUUGUAUCAUAAAUGGGGUGAUUUCCGUCAUAGCAAAUGGGACAUCCCUCAUAUACAGGUGGCAGAAAGAUUCCUUCAAGCCAAUGAAAAGUUAAUUCAUGACUUUAAGCAGCAACAUCAACAAUCCUAUCCAAGUAAAGUGAUUUCAUUCUCUCAUUUCGUACCUAGAAGAGAACUGCUUCCUCCAAGAUCACAACUACUUAAGGAUUUCCUUCCUCUUGUGGUAGGUUCAGUAGAGCUCGAUACACAACUUCGUUCGAUAGGUUCUACUGUACAUCAAUAA